AUGAUAAUUUGUACAGCGUAUUUUCUUUUAAGUUUGAUAUAUCUUGUGCACGCAGCUGACUAUACAAUUUUUCCCCAAGCGUAUUCACAAUUCUUUAACGGUUCUUCAUCAGAGCUAGACAUCACUUUAUCAGAAGCUUUUUUUUCUGGGGAAGAAUGCACAGGCCAAUUUGGGAUUUCUCUUUGGGUCAAAAUUGUCGAUUCCACUAUUAGUGGUGAUAUUUUCAACAUAGAAAGACCAGUGUAUGAAAUAUUUAGUUCGACCUUUACAUAUUACAAUAACUUUCCAGAACUUUAUUAUUCCUCGAGUACAUUGAAAAUUAUAUGGAAUAACCCUGAUUAUAGUGUAAUCAGCCAAACUUUAUCUCGCUCAAUUGUAAACUAUAUUUAUAUGAUUAAUUUUGCCAAAAAAAAUUGAAAAUUAUAAAAGUCUUAUCAUUUUUAAUGUAAAAUCAAUAAAAAAUAGUAUAAAAAAUAUAUAGACGAUUUCAACAAAUUGGAUUUUUGUUGGAAUUUCCGCAAGUUACCCUGACAAAACUGUAGUGUUUUGUAUAAACCAAGGAAGUGGCUCAACUUGUAGCAGUGGGUCUUGAAAUGCCCAAAUCGGAAUUUCGUUUGAUUCAGUUUUGAUAAUGGGAGGAAGUGACUCUUUUACUGGAAGAGUGGGAGAUUUUAAAAUUCAUAAUAAUGAAUAUUUACAAUUAGCAGACUGGAAUACUCAAUAUACAUUAAGAAGCAGCUGCGGUUCAACCGGAUGUGGAGAGUCUAAUAUAUGCUACUCACAGGCUAAUCAAUGGUGUGGGUCAUAUUUGGCUUUAGUUCAGCCUUCUUUGUGGACAAGCAGCCCUUAUUUUACAGUUUCUUCAACACAAACUAGCAAAAUUAUUACAUCCACUGACGAAGUUUACUUUGGAAAGACUUUAUCAUCAGCUUUGAGUGCUUCUACAAGCUUAUCUGUCACAGGGUACACAAAUAAAAUGGCGACGAUACCGACCCGUCCUCUCCCGGAACUGUGGCGAGAUUGGGGACCUUGCUGCGGCCUGAAGCCAAUCCGCCCAGGAAAAGGUCUGGAAUGGGUGCUGGUAGUUUGUGUCGGCUAGUUUCCCUCCCAGUCCAGCUACGACGAUCCUAGGUCGUCCCAAUAGGACACGGGGCAAAAAGGGUUUUUCCUCUAGGGACCGCUAGUGUCAAUUUGGAGGGCAUGGCAGGAGCCGACAAGAGCUAAAGGAGUUAAUCCUUAGCUCUAACCCUAGUCUGGCGACGUGAAGCACGGUGACCCAGUCCGCCUACUUCCGGGAUAGCAUGGCCAAGCCCCAUGACCGAAGGAGCUAAGUGGUAGCCUGUGGCACUUAGGUGUACACUGGGAGCAGGGCAAGGAAAGCAAGCGAGGCGUCCAAAAGGCGGAAGAAAAGGACCUUCGGUCUUGGCAAGGAACUACUCUAUAAUUUUAACUAAGACUAAGAUCUGUCACAGGGUGGAUAAAACCUAGUUCUACUUGUGGCUCAGGAACUACAAUUUUAAAAAUCAUGGCAAAUUCAGGCACCCCUUAUGCAUCUUCCAGCAAUAUUCUUAGUAUAAAUAUGGCAAGUACAUGUACGCAAAUGGAGGCAACAAUAUAUGAUAGUUCAGCAGCGUCCCAGCAAACAAUUCCAGGAUUUGCUCCAGGUGGUGUAACUACUCUAAAAAGUGUAUGGACAUUUUUUGCAGUUACUUCGGAUGGAACAAAUUUUGUAUUAUACAUAGGAACUUCUUCAAUCCCAGCAUCAUCCUCUAUGUCUGCAGGACCUACAGCUACAUUAGUGCCUAAUGAUAUUUGGAUUUUUGUAGGAGGAAGCGAUACAACCUCAUUCAAAGGAGAUUAUGCUGAUUUAAGGCUGUAUCCAGGAACUGCCCUAGCAGUAGCAGAUAUCAACGGUAUUUAUGGCAGCUCUUCAGCAUUUAUGGAUCCAGUAUGCACUUCAUUUUCUAGUAUUUGGACCUGCCAAACAUGUCCAAGUGGUUACUAUAUAGUUGGAGCAAUGUGCCAAAGUAAGAUAUAAUUAGAAUGCCAUCCUUCUUGUGCUACAUGUACAGCUAAUGAUGAAAUUUCCUGCAGCUCGUGCUCUGCAGGAAACUAUAAACAAUAUGGUCAUGCAUUAUUGUGCUUUGAUUAUUGUCCUAUAGGCUUCACAGAGGACACUUCUACUAAUUCCUGCACCGGAACACCAGGAGUCAGUCUAAACCUUAAUUUUGAAGACAAUUUAACCGGAGAUUUUUCUCAAUCGGACGUCCUUAUCCAAUAUGGACUCAGUGCAGGGACUUAUUAUCCUGAUUAUGAUUUCCAAGACCCUGCCCCUGCAAAUAAAAGAGGGAUUUAUCUAGAAAGAGGAGGGCUUCAAGUCAUCCCGAAAUCUUCAAGCCAGACUGGAAGAGUUAUGGGGACUGAUUUCACUAUUGAACUAUGAGCAAUGCCAAUGCUAUCCGGGACGUUUUUUUCUUCUUUUACAAGCUCAAAGACAUGUGUUUACUAUUAUUUCAAAGAAAGCUGCUCCUGGAAGACAUCGAAUCCAAUUGUGUUUGAAAUUGAUGAUUAUGGAAGGAUGGUCGUGCAUUUGGUCAAUCAGGAUGGGACUGGCCAAGAUUUAUACACUCCUUCUGUAGUCAGCAGUUUUUCUCCUUAUGAGUGGGCUCUUUAUGCAGUAUCUCUCACUUUUGAUGAUUCCAUAACGACAACAUCAGUCAAUAUUAUGAGAAAUACUUUUUCCUACACUUAUUCUUCUAUUUCUGGCUAUUUCAAAGAAACUAGUAAUAUGCUUCAUUGGAUCGGCGCAUAUAGUGGAGCUGCUAGCUAUGUAGGCUACAUUUAUAGCUUUGUGCUCUAUAACUAUGGCCGCGCACCAUCAGUCGUCCAAGGAGGCUUAGGAUCUUGUACCUGCACCGCAUGUUCUGCAAGUCUAGGGUACUGUCUCCCCACAUGUACCAAAAAGCAGUACGUUGAUGACAAUAAUUUAUGCCAAAGCUGUGACAGUUCUUGCAGCCACCCUUGUAAUAAAGCAGAUACUUGUAAUCUUUGCUAUGACGAUUUAUGCUAUGAAUGCUCUCACUAUGGGCUCGGUUAUUGCACUGAAUGCGUUACACAUGCAACUUUAUCAAGUGGGUCUUGUCAUUGCUCCUCUGGCUAUGUAAAACAAAAUUCAACCUGUGUAGAUUCCUGCGACGAUGGCUACUAUGUAGAUUUAGCUGCUGGAGCUUGUACACAAUGCCCUUCACAUUGCAAAAAAUGUGACGCAUCUACCUGUUUUGUAUGUUUUUCUGAUUUUAUUAUAAGUGAUGGCAUCUGUACUUGUGCGGAUGGCUGGUUUUCGACUGAAAAUGAUACAUGUGAAGCCUGCGACACUUCUUGCAAAACUUGUUCAGUAGUUUCUUCAAACUGCACCUCAUGUAUAUCUAGUGCCCCUGUCCUCUAUGAUGGAAAUCAAUGCUAUCCUUGUUCCUCAUUCCAAGGUUAUGGGUACACUUAUGCAGUUUCUAUCAGUAGCAUGAGUACAUCUUUAUUAACCCAAUUAGCCCAAAAAUGCACAGAAAUCUGUGGGGAUGGAAAACAUAUGGGCCAAGCUCAAUGUGAUGACGGAAAUAAUAGAAGUGGAGAUGGGUGCUCAUCUGUAUGUAUAGUAGAAACAGGAUGAUCUUGCUCUGGUGGGACUUAUACGACAAAUGAUGUCUGUAUUGAUACAACUCCUCCUGAACCAUCUUUAGCUUAUAUGAGUGAGACUAGCUCUGGGUAUUUGCUUGGGCUUACUUUUAGUGAGCAGAUUAGUGUAUUGAUUGAAAUGGGAAAAAAUAUAGAAAUUGAUGUGGGCGGGGCAAGGAAAUUCGAUUGGUCGAUUAAUUUGAAUAAUUUGGUUUAUAUUAUUACGCUGAAGAUGUAUGAAAAUGUCGCGACUGGAACUACAGUGACACUUAAGUUUGUGAACCCGAGUGGAAUAGUUGAUUUAAGUGGGAAUCAAAUGCAAAAAAGUACGGCAAAAACAAGUUUGCCGACUUCGUUUACGUAUUCGAUGGGGGAGGCUACUACGACGACGGUAACUACUGUUGCUGGGGUUGCUGGAGCUGGGGCUAUUACUGCUGCAGGGUUUGCAUCGUGUGCUGGAGGAAUGUUUAAUCUUCAAGCAUUGUGGGGAAUGGUUGAAAUGAUGCAGCUUAUAAAUUAUCUUAUAUUUUUGUCUCCUAACCCCCCCUCCCUGAGUGAGCAAAACCAUUAGAAAAAUCGCUAUUUUUGCCAAAAAACCCACCCUCCGUGAGUGAACAAAAAUUUUUAUGGAAAACAAAUUUGAUAUAUAAAUGAUAAUUAGUAUAAUGAAAUCUAGAGCUAAUUCUGUUUAAUUUUAAACGAACUGCUUUUUAAAACAUAAAUUUUAUAAAUUAAAUUAAUAUUUGCUUUCCAAUUUUGAGAAUUAGGAUUUUUUUAAAUUUUGAAAAAAAAAAUAUUUUUUUAUAAAAUUUAUAUAUAAAUUGUUUUUAAAAAAAUAUGCUUUAUAAAAUUUAUAUAUAAAUUGUUUUAAAAAAAAAAAUUAACCCUCCUGAGUGAACAAAAUUUUUUUGUUCACUCACGGAGGGGGGAGUAAGUAUCCUGAAAAUGUGAAAACAUUUUUAAGUGCCCUUGGUAUUGCAAAUGGAAACUUUUUGCCUAACCCAUUUCAGAUAUAUGCAGUAAAAGAUGAUCCCUUCCCAGAUCCUCCAAAAGCAUUUUAUGACGAAAAUUUUAACACCGAUUUCUUUAUGAAUGCUGGGCAGUUUAUUUUGUUAUGGAUGGUCAUUUUAUCCGGUAUGCCAUUAGUCUUUCUCGGUUACAGAUAUUUCCCAAAAUUCAGACUAAUAAGAUGGCUAAAAAAUUCCUAUGCAUUCUCCGUGCUCCUCAGAACUGGUAUUGAGUCGUUCUUAGAAAGCACUCUUGCAGUUUUUCUUCAAUGAAGACAUCUUGUUAGGCCAAACCAAGAUAUCGGUUACGUUUCAAUGACUUUAAGCUUUUUGACUUUUAUUUAUCUUAUGUUCACCUUUGGAUUAGUAAUUUUUAAAGUAACCAGAAAAACUGAAAAUGUCCUAAAAAAAGAAAACCAUGAAAGAAAAUAUGGGACCUUAUAUGAUAGCUUUAAAAGAAAUUCAAGAAUUACUUCAUCGUUUUUAAUGUUUCAAAAUGUCAGAAGAGUUGUUUUUGUGCUACUAUGUGUAUUUUUAUAUGAGUAUACAACAGUUCAAGUAGCUUUGUCUACUUUGGUCUCAUUUGGGUACACUCUUUCACUUAUUUUACUAACUCCUCUAUGAAUCAGCGAAAUUAAACCCCUUGAUAUAUGAUUUUUGAAUUUAAACAGGCUAUUAAAAUUUUUGAGAGUUUAAAUUUAAUUAUUAAUUUAUUUCGAUUGCUAUUUUUCGCUAUAUAAAAGAUAAUAGAAAAAUUUGUAGCUUAUUGAACGAAAGAGUAAGACCUUUUGAAAAAUCAGUGUUAGGAAAUGCUAUCAAUAUUGGCAGUGAGCUUCUUUAUUUUGCUGCACAUUGUAUUAUACUGAAGUUUUUAGAUGAUCAGCUAACAGACUCAGAAAGAGAUGAUCUUGGCUGGGGAGUAAUUGCUUUAUUAGCAUCAUCUUUAACUCUUCAUUUAAUAGCAUGUCUUGUAACACAAAUUCUUGAUAUCAUUAAUGGAAUGAAAAAAUGCAAGACUUGGUUCAUGAAAAACUUUGCAAAUAAGUUUGCAAGAUUCUAUAUACAAAUUAAAAUGAAGUUGCCUAAUAAAUUAUUUAAAUAAAUCAUUAAUUUAUAUGAUAAUAUUAUAUUAGGUUCUAUAGAAAACUGGGCAAAUUGAGAUUUAAAAGUAUAAAGGGAAAGCAAUGAUUGAUACUAUUGUUUUGGAUAAUAAAGUAGAGCUUAAGAAGAAAACUCAAAAAGUUGGGAAAACACUAGGAAAUAAUAACGAGAAUUUAGCAUACUUUGAAGGCAAAAAAACUGGAAUUGUAGACGAUGAUCUGAAUUUAAAUGAUACAAAAAUAAGACCUGCUGAAGAAGACAGCCCGUUUGAAGAAACUAUGGGAGAUGAAUCAUUCAAGAAAACUUCAAAAUCAGAAAGAACUGAGGAGAUUUAUUCUUUGAGGAGAAAGAAAGUUCUAUCCCCUUAG
This is a messenger RNA of Blepharisma stoltei, 6145 nucleotides long. NCBI's taxonomy places the organism in Eukaryota, Ciliophora, Heterotrichea, Heterotrichida, Blepharismidae. The record is from the annotation of a GenBank genome assembly.